AUGGCCAACCUGCUCCGCAGCAAGCUGUCCAAUGUGGCCACGUCCGUGUCCAACAAGUCCCAGGCCAAGGUGAGCGGCAUGUUCGCCAGGAUGGGUUUUCAGGCGGCCACCGACGAGGAAGCGGUGGGCUUCGCGCAUUGCGACGACCUCGACUUUGAGCACCGGCAGGGCUUGCAGAUGGACAUCCUGAAAAGCGAGGGCGAGCCCUGCGGGGACGAGGGCGCCGAACCACCCGUCGAGGGAGACAUCCAUUACCAGCGCGGCGGUGGCGCGCCACUGCCGCCCUCGGGCUCCAAGGACCAGGCCCUAGGAGCUGGUGGCGAGUUUGGGGGCCAAGACAAGCCCAAGAUCACGGCGUGGGAGGCGGGCUGGAACGUGACCAACGCUAUCCAGGGCAUGUUCGUGCUGGGCCUGCCCUACGCCAUCCUGCACGGCGGCUACCUGGGAUUGUUCCUUAUUAUCUUCGCCGCCGUGGUGUGCUGCUACACCGGCAAGAUCCUCAUCGCCUGCCUGUACGAGGAGAACGAGGACGGCGAGGUGGUGCGCGUGCGGGACUCGUACGUGGCCAUUGCCAACGCCUGCUGCGCCCCGCGCUUCCCCACCCUGGGCGGCCGCGUGGUGAACGUGGCGCAGAUCAUCGAGCUGGUGAUGACUUGCAUCCUGUACGUGGUGGUGAGCGGCAACCUCAUGUACAACAGCUUUCCGGGGCUGCCCGUGUCGCAGAAGUCCUGGUCCAUCAUCGCCACGGCGGUGCUGCUGCCUUGCGCCUUCCUUAAGAACCUCAAGGCCGUGUCCAAGUUCAGCCUGCUGUGCACGUUGGCCCACUUCGUCAUCAACAUUCUGGUCAUUGCCUACUGCCUGUCGCGGGCGCGCGAUUGGGCCUGGGAGAAGGUCAAGUUCUACAUCGACGUCAAGAAGUUUCCCAUCUCCAUCGGUAUCAUCGUGUUCAGCUACACGUCGCAGAUCUUCCUGCCUUCGCUGGAAGGCAACAUGCAGCAGCCGAGCGAGUUCCACUGCAUGAUGAACUGGACGCACAUCGCCGCCUGUGUGCUCAAAGGCCUCUUCGCGCUCGUCGCCUACCUCACCUGGGCCGAUGAGACCAAGGAGGUCAUCACGGAUAACCUGCCCGGGUCCAUCCGCGCCGUGGUCAACAUAUUCCUGGUGGCCAAGGCGCUGCUCUCCUACCCCUUGCCCUUCUUCGCUGCUGUCGAGGUGCUGGAGAAGUCGCUUUUCCAGGAAGGCAGCCGCGCCUUCUUCCCCGCCUGCUACGGCGGCGACGGGCGCCUCAAGUCGUGGGGGCUGACGCUGCGCUGCGCUCUGGUGGUCUUCACGCUGCUCAUGGCCAUCUAUGUGCCGCACUUCGCGCUGCUCAUGGGCCUCACCGGCAGCCUCACAGGCGCCGGCCUCUGCUUCCUGCUGCCCAGCCUCUUCCACCUGCGCCUGCUCUGGCGCAAGCUGCUGUGGCACCAGGUCUUCUUCGACGUCGCCAUCUUCGUCAUCGGCGGCAUCUGCAGCGUGUCCGGCUUCGUGCACUCUCUGGAGGGCCUCAUUGAGGCCUACCGAACCAACGCGGAGGACUAG
This is a messenger RNA of Rangifer tarandus platyrhynchus (Svalbard reindeer), 1581 nucleotides long. NCBI's taxonomy places the organism in Eukaryota, Metazoa, Chordata, Mammalia, Artiodactyla, Cervidae. The record is from the annotation of a GenBank genome assembly.